Molecule: messenger RNA, 3244 nt
Organism: Andrographis paniculata
Lineage: Eukaryota; Viridiplantae; Streptophyta; Magnoliopsida; Lamiales; Acanthaceae
Product: pentatricopeptide repeat-containing protein At2g13420, mitochondrial-like
Exons: 2
Coding region: 25-1677 (550 amino acids)
Molecular function (GO): protein binding
Source: RefSeq, a predicted model, not a curated record
UUUCCUCAUUUGUUUGCCGCAGCCAUGGCGGUGACGACUGACAACCACUUCCGGCGGCAAAUGGCAGCGUUAGCUAACGUCCUCCGCCGCCGUGUCGUCGAAGCAAAACCGCCUCACCUGCGGCGGCUCUUCUACAGUUUCUCGGACUUGGAAGAUCAGAAUCCGUCUCCUUCACCAUCCGUCCCAAUCAGGAAACCUUCUCUCCCGCCGCGGCACCCCUCGCCACCGGCGGACUCACUCUCGCAAAUCCUGAUACGGCACCACAACCCGUACCAUCACAUGGAGUCUUCUCUCCAGCUCAGCGGCGUCUCUCUGUCCUCGGAGUUAAUCCACCAAACCCUCCACCGUCUGAGCCACCAUUCCAAGAUCGCCCUCGCCUUCUUCAAGUACGCCCAGUCGCACCACCCUCCCGAUCGCUCUCCGCUCCUCGACACGGCGGCGUUCAAUAUCAUCAUCGAUAUUUUGUGCAAAGUUCGCCAAUUCGACGUCGCGUGGCAGAUGAUACAGCAGAUGGACACAAAUGGCAGCAAUUCCGAUUUCACGACUUUCUUCGUCCUGAUCAGGCGGCUGAUCUCCGCCGGCUUGACGAGGACCGCAAUUCGUACGUUCUACGACAUGAGCGCUUUCCUCGGCAAUGACAUCUUCGAGCCACAGUUCAGUUUCCUUUUCUGCUAUCUAAUGGACACUCUCUGUAAAUACGGAUAUGUUAAGGUGGCCAUGGAAGUAUUCAACAAGGAGAAGUAUAGACUAGAAGCUGAUGCUAAGCUGUAUACUGUUUUGAUCUAUGGAUGGUGCAAAGUGGGGAGGAUUGACAUGGGAAAGAAGUUUCUGAGUGAGAUGAUGGAGAGGAUAAUCGAGCCGAAUGUGGUUACAUACAAUGUGCUAUUGAAUGGUGUUUGUCGACGAUCUAGUUUGCAUCCAGAAGGAAGGUUUGAGAGGGUGAUCAGGGAAGCAGAGAAGUUGUUCGAACAGAUGCGCAGCCGGGGGUUGGAACCCGAUGUGACGAGUUAUUCGAUUGUGCUUCAUGUCUACAGCAGGGCACACAAGCCUCAGUUGUGCUUGGACAAAUUGGCGAUGAUGAAAGAAAAUGGGAUUUGUCCAACAGUGGCGACGUAUACUUCAGUUGUGAAGUGUCUUUGUUCUUGUGGGAGGAUGGAUGAUGCCGCAGAGUUGUUAGAUGAGAUGGUGCAAAAUGGGAUUAGUCCCCCGGCAGAAACGUACAAUUGCUUUUUCAAAGAGUAUCGCGGGAGGAAGGAUGUGGAGGGUGCAAUGAAAUUGUAUACGAGGAUGAAGGAGGAUGAUUCUUUGCUUUCGCCAGAUAUGCAUACGUAUAAUAUAUUGCUAGGAAUGUCGAUGCAAUUAGGUAAAAUGAGUCUUGUAUGGGAGAUUUGGGAGGAUAUGCUUGCUAGUGGGAUCGGGCCUGAUUUAGAUGCUUACACCAUGUUGGUUCAUGGAUUGUGUGAGAGAAGGAAAUGGAGACAGGCGUGCCAGUUUUUCGUGGAGAUGAUUGAGAAGGGGUUUCUUCCACAGAAGAUCACUUUUGAGACAUUGUAUCGUGGUUUGAUUCAAGCAGAUAUGCUGAGGACUUGGAGAAGAUUGAAACAGAAACUUGAGGAAGAAUCGAUAACUUUUGGUUCCGAAUUUAAGGAGUUUCACCUCAAGCCAUAUAAGAGAUGACAAGCAUCAUCGCGUAGCGAUUCGAGUACAUAUGUUCAGAGAUCCAAGUUGUGCAUAAACAAAAGGUAUUCAGUGGAUGUUCAUCCGUGCACAAUCAGCCGGUACCGACACUUUUCCUUAUUAGAACCUUCUACUACAUUACAACACUGUCUAGAAAAUCUUACGACUGUACGUUUCCUUGGAGCUGCUUGCACUAGCAUGGAUUGAUAUGAACAGUUUGGCUCGUAAUAAUUGUAAAUGCAUCAUAGUUGAGCUUGAACUGAAGCAAAUAAUGGACGGUCGGUCCCUUUAAGAGUGUAUAUAACAUUAUUGAAUUGAUAUAUCCAUGGAUGCCUAAGAAGGAACUUUCAUUUACAAGGCUUGGAGGCUACGGGAGAUUAACUUUAGUUUCUGACUUCAAAGAUAAAGUUUGGUUUUAUUUUAUAGGUAUGUACUUGGAUAAAAGAUGUAUAUUUUUUUAUGGACAAACAUGUGGAUCUACUUAACGAAGUUGAUGUAAGGAGGUAGAUUUUGUGCUGAAUUUAUUUCUGAACUGUACUGUUAAACGGGAUAAAAAGAUUUGUUGAACUACGUAAGAACCGUUUUAAAUUAUUGAGUAUAAAUAUACUGAAUCGUAGUGUAAGUAUGCUACUAUGCUAGAUGAACUAUGAUGUAAAUAUACUGAAUCAAAAGUGGAAGUAUAUUGAUCUGUGGUGUAAAUGGCUCGUGUAUCAGAUUUUAAUUCUUUCUAUACGAUUAAUUUUUAUGCGUUUGUUGAUCGCAUGUUGCAGCUGUUGGAUUCAUAUAUAAGUUGCGCUUCCGAAAACAGCUUAUUGAUCUUGAUUUUACACCCGUCUGUCUAAAUUCUUUCCUCAGCCUUCGAGACAUGGUAACAUCACAACUCUUACCUUCUAAUUGCCUGAGACAUCCUUUAUAAUGAGUUCUGUCGAAUUUAGUAGAAUAUAAGACAUGCUGGUUUCGGAUUUAUAUGUUUGAAAUGAUCAUCGCUCGCGACACUUGUUCUAUUUGCUAGCUCAUCAUUUAAGUAAUACUCCUCCGUCCACUUAAUAAGUUUACAUUUACCUUUUACGUCAUUGUAUUUAACACUAAAAAUAUUUUUAUAUUUGAAUAAUUUUUUUUGUAUAAACGUCAUUUUAUUAGUAUUAUAAGACACUAAUAGAAAUAUUUUUGCCAUUUUUUCUUGAUUUGUACUACAUUUUCAUAUAAUAAUUCAUAUUCAAAUAUUAACACGCAAAAAAUAAAUGUAAACUUUACAAGUGGACGGAGGGAGUAUUUUGUUGCAUCGAUGAAAUCCAGUUUAUACACAAAUAGAGUUACUGCAAUGAUGUUUAUCCUCCGUUUUCUCAUUCACCUUGGUGAACAUCUAUGCGCUUCCCGUUGCUGGUAAUUCUGCAAUUUCUUUCAAUGGCUUCCACAUGAACUUUCUCCUGCAGAUGAAACUGAAGUUACUAAACAAAUUUUUCCAGGUACAAAUGGACAUCGCUGCAAUCCUUACCAGUUGCCGCAUUCUGCAAUAACUCUGACUCUCGGCCUCAACGUCGGCAAUAUAGCAAGAAACUGCAGCUCA